Molecule: messenger RNA, 4311 nt
Organism: Lentinula edodes (shiitake mushroom)
Lineage: Eukaryota; Fungi; Basidiomycota; Agaricomycetes; Agaricales; Omphalotaceae
Product: DNA polymerase alpha catalytic subunit
Exons: 18
Coding region: 1-4311 (1436 amino acids)
Biological process (GO): mitotic DNA replication initiation; lagging strand elongation; DNA replication
Cellular component (GO): alpha DNA polymerase:primase complex
Molecular function (GO): DNA replication origin binding; chromatin binding; purine nucleotide binding
Source: RefSeq, a predicted model, not a curated record
AUGAGCCACAAGAACGGAAAACUUGCAGCUCUUGAAGCGCUCAAGCUCGCUAGGCAAGGAGGGCGCCGUGAAUACAAGGAGGAAGAAGAUGUAACAAUAUACGACGAAGUUUCGGAGGAGGCGUAUAAGAGGAUUGUAAAAGGGAGGCUUCAACGAGACGACUUUGUCGAAGAUGAUGGUGUAGAUGGUUAUGCGGAUAAUGGAAUGGACGACUGGUCUGACGAAGAUGAGGGAUAUCGCGAUUCGGACGUGGAAAUGGAAGAAACUAAGAAGAAGAAAUCCAAGAAGAAUUCGAAAGAGAAAUCAAAAACCAAGGCCAAAGCUCCUGCUCCACCACCAGUAGCGCCAUCCUUCAAUGACUAUCGAAAGAAGGUCACAGCUGAUCAAGAGAACGAUUUUAUGUUGAAUCUCUUUGGAGAACUCGACGCCCUGCCAACUAAUGCUCCAUCUCUUACCAAGUCGCGCAAACGGAAGACAUCUCCGGAUUACGACACUUCCGGAAAUUCAUCCCCAGCACCAUACCGGAAAAGACCAUCAUACACAGACGCCUCAUCUGAUGGGCCAGACGACUUUUAUGGAGCUCCUUCUAGCGACGACUUCCUCUCAAGUCCGCGGAAACGCGUUAAGACAGAACCCGAAGGCCUCCUUCCCGCGACAGAGCGCCUGGCUCAGAUCGAUGUGAAGACAGACGAAGACGACUUUCCAGGUGAUGAGUCGUUCGACGAUAUCGAUAUGGACGCGUUCAUGGCGGUAGAAGAUGAUGUUGAUAUGAAACCGGUCGCGUCUGUUCCUGUGGAAACCCCCGGAAUGGAACACCUGGACGAAAAGAAACCCGCGUCGUGGCUCGCGGUAUACGAUUCACUUACCGUGUCUUCCGAAGACCCUCUUGGACCUCUGGCCACUAAUACUUCCUCAAUAAAGUCUUCCGACGUAUCUGCGCUCGAGCCUGACGGCUCGUUGCGGUUCUUCUGGGUCGAUUAUCUCGAGCAUCAAGGUGAGCUUUUCUUCAUAGGAAAGCUCAAGGAUAAAAAAUCUGGUGCCUGGGUUUCAUGUUGUGUUGCUGUGAAGAACUUGGAACGAAACCUUUUCAUUCUUCCGCGCGAAAAACGCGCGGAGCAGGGGGAAGACGACGAGUGGUAUGACACGGAUGAGGUGCCUGAGCUGACAGACGUAUACAAGGACUUUGAUGCUAUACGGUCCAAACGGGACAUUAAGAAGUUCAAAGGCAAAUUUGUCGAACGCCAGUACGCGUUCGGGGAUCCAAACAUUCCGAGGAAGAAGACUACAUGGAUGAAAGUCGCAUACCACUUCACUGACAAGGAAAUACCUAGCGACGCUCAAAGCCCUAAUAUUGCCAAGAUAUUUGGGACCAACACCUCCGCCUUUGAACUACUUGUUCUCAAGAGGAAGAUUAUGGGUCCUUGCUGGAUUCAGAUUCGGAAUCCACAGAUCGACAACGCUGGAGUGUCGUGGUGCAAGCUUGAGGUCGUUGUGGACGACCCAAAGGAUUUCAACCCCGUAUCAGACUCCGAUGACAAUGUACCGAAAGAAACACCACCGUUGAACGUUAUGAGUCUCAGCGUGCGUACUAUUGUCAACCAUCGAGAAAAUAAACGGGAAGUCGUUUGUGUAGCUGCUCGGACAUGGCGUGAUAUGAUCAUCGAUGGUACCACACCCCCUGAGCAUCUUCCUUGCACCGUUCAGACUUUUGUCCGCCCAUUGGACAAUUUCCCAUCCGGGUUUGAAGCUUCCGCCAGGGCUAAUGGUAAAGGAUUUAUCUCACCGAUGAAGAAUGAACGCAUGCUGCUUAACGCUCUACUUGUUUCCAUUCAAAAAAACGAUCCUGAUAUCAUCGUUGGCCAUGAUUUCCUCGGUGUCUCGCUGGACGUCCUGCUACAUCGCAUGCGAGAUUUGAAAGCCGACCACUGGUCUCGCAUCGGUCGGUUUAGGCGCUCGGCUUGGCCUCGCAUAGGAAAACAGGGGACGAAUAUUAAAUUUCUCACUGGCAGGAUGUUGUGUGAUCUAAGUAGUGAUGCAGCUAAGAGUAUGAUUACUUCCACCACCUGGUCCCUGACGGAGAUGUGCAAAUCUCAGUUGAAGAGCGACAGAGAGGAGAUCGAUCCGGAUGACACGGCUAGCUACUUUGAUGGUAGCAUCCGUAAUCCCGAUCGGCUCAUGACAUUCGUCCGCCACUGCGAACUCGAUGCUCACUACCACAUGGCUAUCGCUGCCAAAGUCCAGAUUCUGCCUCUCACGAAACAAUUGACAAACCUCGCUGGGAACUCAUGGAACAAGACACUCAACGGUGGUCGGGCAGAGCGAAAUGAGUACAUUCUUUUACACGAGUUCCAUCGACUCAAAUUUAUUUGCCCCGACAAGUCUUGGGGUAAAAAGGCGGCGCCAGUCAAGGUGGAACCCGUGGAAGACGACCCAGAAGCACAGAAAGAUGCACCAAAGGGAAAGAACGGCAAGAAGGACAAGUACAAGGGCGGCUUGGUUCUAGACCCACGGAAAGGCCUAUGGAAUAGUUAUGUGUUGGUCAUGGACUUCAAUUCCCUAUACCCCAGUAUCAUACAAGAAUAUAACAUCGACUUUACAACGAUAGACAAGACAGAUGUUGAGGAAAUUGAUGCAGGUGAAGAGGGACAACUAGAUCUACCAGGGAGUGAUGUGCCUCAGGGCGUUCUACCUCGAAUCAUUGCCACGUUGGUCAAUCGGCGUAAGCAGGUCAAAUCGCUAAUGAAAGAUCGAACUGCGACGGAUGCCCAACUAGCUCAGUGGGAUAUUAAACAGAAGGCAUUGAAGCUCACAGCAAACAGUAUGUACGGAUGCCUGGGAUUCGAAUACUCUCGAUUCUACGCCCGCCCGCUUGCUGCAUUAACUACACAUAUGGGUAGAGAGAUUCUCCAGCAUACUAAGGAACUCGCGGAAACCAUGCACCUCGAUGUUCUGUAUGGUGAUACCGAUUCUCUUUUCGUCAACUCUAACGCUUCCGAGCUUUCUGAGGCCCUUCGGAUUUCGAAUGAAUUCAAGAAGGUGGUCAACGAGCGUUACAGAAAACUUGAAAUCGAUCUUGACGCGAUUUUCCAACGUUUGCUGCUGCUGCAGAAGAAGAAAUAUGCAGCAGUAAAGGUGGAGAAUGGAGCUGAAACCUCGAUUGAAGUGAAGGGCUUGGAUAUGAAGCGUCGAGAGUAUUGUACAUUGUCGAAGAACGUGUCUCAAUUCGUGCUAGAACGAAUUCUAUCUGGAGAAGCUACCGAAAUAGUAGUCGAACAAAUUCAUGAUUAUCUGACUAGUGUUGGGGAAAACGUACGCGGAGGAACAUACCAAUUGGAUGCAUAUGUGAUUAACAAGCGACUCGGUAAAAACCCAGAAGACUAUCCGAAGGCAGAGGGGCAGCCCCAUGUCCAGGUAGCUUUGAAGAUGAAGGCUAAGGGUGGCAAUGCUCGUGCAGGGGAUGUUAUUCCAUAUGUGUUUUGUUUGGCCGAAGGUGAACAAUCUACAAAGACCAGUCAGUCUGAUAGGGCUCGACAUCGGGAUGAGGUUCGCAGAGUUGGGUCCGGUUUAACAAUUGAUGCGGAUUAUUAUCUGUCCCAGCAAAUUCUUCCACCUGUCCAGCGACUCUGCGAGGAGAUUGAAGGGAUUGAUCGGGCGCAUCUCGCAGAAUGCCUUGGCCUGGACGUGAGCAAAUAUCGCGGCUAUGCUGCUACCGGGUCGUCGGAAGAUAAUUCAUUUACAUCGCUCGACUCGUUGAAAUCCGACAAGGAGCGAUACAAGGAGGUGUAUCCGUUUGCCGUGACUUGCAAGAAUUGCAAAGGAUCUUUCGAGUUUAGACCGCUCAAUGAUCCUGAUUGCUGUCUCCGCCCUGAGGGUCCGUUAUGCCCGUCAUGCAAUGUUCCCCUUUCUCUGCCUAGUCUGCAGGCACAGAUGGAGACGCAAAUCAGAAAGCAGAUUUCGCUGUUCUACCAGCGGUGGGUCGUGUGCUCUGACCAAACCUGUGGCUACAGAACGCGAAUGAUGGGUAUUUAUGGUCGAACAUGUCUACGCCCCGGAUGUUUUAACAAAGUUGUAUUUGAGUAUUCAGAUGAGAAGAUGUACACUCAGCUUCGCUAUUACACCUACCUUGUUGACGGAGAGCGAGCGGUCAAGAACGCUGCUGGGACAGCCGAACUAGAAAGUGUCGGAGCUUUAGCGGCUAGACACUCCGAGCUACUGCGGCAUCUGUCCAUAUGUGCUAGGAAAUACCUGGAUGAAUAUGCAUGGAGAUGGGUUGAUCUCAAUCAUCUGUUCGGGACUAUGAAGUUGAAGUAG